CUCAGUUACAAACUGAUUGUCAGGUUAGGUUGCCCGGACGUUCUCGCUAGCGCCGUUUUCCAUUUGCCUGCUGCCGAGCGAUAUUAGUUAAGUAUACGCUGAGACCACUGCGUUGGUGCAGCCCGCCGCAAGCUGGGCUAUUGCUUCAAAAGUGGGGCGUAACCAGCGCUGGACUCGUGAUACUGAAAAUGGUCACAUCGAACGCCCUCUAGCCUCAGCAAAUUGCAACCUGUGGGACAUGCAACGGCAACGUGGUGCCAGCAGUGGAAUCGGUGCCCCGACGACGAUUCGACUGGUGUUUUGGCUGUUGGUGGCUGCCGCAAUAGCCGGAAGUCAUGCUCGAGAUCUGCCAUACUCGUCCCGCCACGCACGGGAGCAGCUGCCCUCGCCACCGCCACCGGUCCUGCGGCUGCUGCACACGGAACGGCGGCUGCAGCAAUACACGGCGCAGCCGCCGCAGCUGCAACCGCAGCUACAGCCGCGGAGCUGGCGGCGGGUGCAGCAGCAGCUACUGCCGGAUCCCGGCGUCAGCAGCUACAGCUACUGCACCACGUCAUCAUCGGGCGAAUGUGCGCCGUGUGCCCAGAUCCCAUACUAUGGCGACCCGUGCGCGUCGGACGACGGUUACGGCGGCAACGGCUUCGCCUGCGUGCUGCCGGACCGGCCGGAGGAGUACGAGGCCACGUGGGGGGUGGGGCUGUGCGGCUGGACGUCGGGAGGCACCUACGUCAGCUCUGUGUGGGCGCAGAUGCCCAACGGCACACAGGUGCCGGCGGGCGAGCUGUUCGGGUUCGAGGACGCCGCGGGCGUGUUCACCGUCACGCUGCGUCUCGACUGCCCAUGGAUGAUGCAGCUGCCGGCAGCAGCUGCAGGGGGCGGCGAGGGCGGCGGGCCGCGGCUGAGUUUGAACCUGACACAGUUUGACGGCACGCACGACUGGGCCGAGCUGAGCCCUGUCCUGAGGUACAACCUCAGCAGUACACCGCAGUACACGGCAGAUGCGCAGUACGUCACGUGCGCCUCGUGGCGUACGGCGGUGGCCACGCCCUCGACUGCCUGCGGUUGGCCGUUCCGGCGGCUGGUGGGGCUAAACGCCACCGUGCUAACCACCAACGCCCUGACGUUGGACGUUUGUUCCGUUCUAGAUCCAGCAACCCAGAAUUCCACCAUCUCAACAACGGUCUUGUUCGGUCAGGUACCGGAGCCGCCGCCACCGUCUCCAGCCCCGCCCUCCCUGCCGUCUCCGCCCGUUGCGCCCAUCGCGCCGCCGCUGCCACCCGACGCGCCGCCGCCACCACCACCACCGCCGCCACCGCCGCUGGUGCCCUCCCCACCGCUUCCUGCCCCUCCUCUGGCGCCGCCUCCAACGCCUCCUGCACCUCCGCCAGCCCCGCCCGCGCCGCCGCCGCAGCCGCCUUCACCUCCACGCCCUCCUUCUCCCCCGCCCAACCCCUCCUUCCCCACGCCCGCCAUCGCCGCCGCCCAGCCCUCCGGCUCCCCCGCGGCCACCGCGGCCGCCGCCACCUGCCCCGUACCCGCCGCGGCCGCCGUCGCCGCCGCCUCCCUCUCCAAGGCCGCCACGUCCCCCUUCCCCUCCUCCAAGGCCGCCCUCGCCCUUGCCGCCAUCCCCACGGCCACCAUCACCCCUCCCGCCAAGCCCUCGCCCGCCCCUGCCGCCGUCACCCGUGCCGCCGUCUCCGUCGCCACCCUCACCUCCACUACCCCUCCGCUUGGUGACCCCUACUGGACGCCCUCCAUUCCCCCGCCCCGCCCGCCCGUGCCUCCCCUUCCGCCCGCCGCCUCGCUUGUGACCUCAGAGCUGCUACUGCCAGCCUACGUGGCAGAGGUGUCCGAGCUACAGCCGGCAAUGAAGCUUCUCGGCAGUAGCUGGGUGGCGACUGUGAAGACCUACAACGUGAUGCUGCAGCUGCGCGUGCCCUCGUCCAGGUCCGCCAUCCGCGCCUCCCCCAGCCAGCCGGCCGCCUGUGACGUGUCCGACGUGGCGUCACUGCAGUCCGCCAUCGCACGUGACAUGCCGUACAACGCCUCCCUGCUGCGCGUGGCCUGCUCCAUCACGCUCCCCGCGGAUCCUGCUACAGCCGCCGGCGGCAGCAGUAGCAGCGGCCGAAGGCAGCUACUGCUAGGCGCUGGCGCUGGCGGAAGGGCCGAGAGCCACGCCUGUGGGCAGCAAUCACUCUGCAACGCAGUCUCGGAUCCAGGAGCUGUCGAGUCGCCAUACCCGGCGGCAGUAGCCACGGCGGUGGCAGCUGUCGGCAGUAGCAGUGGGCAGGGCAGCUGGACGGCUUCACGGCGGCUGCUGCAGGCCACUACUACUGCCGCCCCACCGGCUGCUGCUGCUACUGCCUCCAGCCUGGCUGAUGAACUCGCGGCUGCUACUGCCGCCGAUGGUGGUAGUAGCGGGUCACCGCCGCCGCCGCCGCCGCCCGGCACGGCAUUGGGGUGUGGUGCGGAGCUUCAGCUCAACGUGACACUGGUGGUGGAGGUGGCCGGCGGCGCGACGUCGGCCUCGGCGGCGGCGGCGGCGGCGGCGGGCGGCGGACAGCAGGAGCUGCUACAGCCGCUGCAUGACCUGGCGGACCGGCUACUGCGGAAAUACGCUCUGCUGUCCGAUGGGGAUGGCAGUAGCAGCGGUAGCACGCCGCCCCCCGCCUCCUGCCUCCCAACGUGGUGGGCCUCCCGCAACGACUUCGCGCCGCAGCUGCCCACCGCCGUGGCUAGCUCCAUCCAGCUGACCACCGUAUCGGGUCUGCCGCUGGACCCCACCGGCGGCGGCAGCAACAACAGCAACAGCACCGCGGCUGCAGCAGCAGCGUGCCAGGCCGUGCAGGCCGCGGCCGUGUCUGCGUUCCAGGCGGCACUGGGGCUGCUGGCUUCAACCUCUGUUUCGGAAACUUGGGGCAGCGGCGGUGGUGGCGCGUGCCUCAUCGAAGCGGCAACGCCUACACGCAUCAUGGAGCUGUUCAUGGCAGCCCCGGUGGGCGCCCCCGGCUCAAGCGGCGGCGGCGGCGGCGAUGAUGGCUCCAGUGGCGUGCCGUUGCCUCCGCCGCCAGCCAGCACGCAGUUUCGUCGUGAGACACCCGCGGCCCCGGGCAGCGGCAGCGGCAGGGGCACCGACUUGGCGUCCCUUGCCGUGCCGCCGUCGCCGCCGGCCUCGGGGGCACAGCCUAAGGCGACCGUUGGCAUGCCUAAUUGGGCGGUAGCGGUUGUAGCGGUGGUUGGCGUGCUGUUACUCACUGGAGUGGGCGUGGCGGUUAUGCUGCUCAUCAAGUCCGCCGGGCUCACGAUGCUGGGCGGCGCAACCGCCGCCUCAGCAACUGCCACAACCGCUUCCAGGGUGGCGGCGGCGGCGGCGGCUGGCGGCGGCAAUGCCUUUGCAACCGGCGCAAGCGCCUCUGCCCCCGGGGCUGUGGUUAUGAAUUCAUCGCCGCUGUUCGAGGCCGAUGCAGCUGCUGGAAAUGCAGCCCCAGGCGUCGUAGGUGAGGGGGUAGGGACGAACGUGGCUGAGAUACGACCUGUUGUGUUGUGAUGACAGAGGCAGGGGCCGCGGUGCCACCACAGCAGCAGCACACACAGCAGCCACACGGCGGAUGGAUGAUGGAUGGAGCGAGGGGCGGGACGCUGUGCAUGGAGGUGACAAUUUGUACUUGUAUCUGGGCACGCACACCCCACCAAGACUCGGCACGUGCUGAAGUGCUGUGUCGCUUAACCAGUCGUGACAGCAGAGGAUUAUUGACGAUGCUUAAAUAUGCGAAACAGAGAAAGCAAGCGAGCACAACGUCGGAGAGGGUGUAGGCGCUGUCGUGUGGCACCCUACUGGCACUACUCACCCGGCGUUGUGUGUCGGCGUUACGUGUUUGUCACGGACGUGCGGCAAUGCCCACACUGGUGCAAUGUGAUGCAUGCACGAGAGCCGAGAUUAUCAUUAGCUUGUUGGAUGAGUACUGUAUGCCAAUCGGCCGUAGCAUGUCGCUCGGGUGAUACGCAUUUUGAGUUGUAGCCUGGCUUGCAUUGGGGACUGAAGCAACACAAGCAACAAUUUAGUUGGCUUGGGGGCCAUGCAUCCACAUUAUUGCACGCGCGGACUUUUUACUUCUUUCACGUCAUUCAUAUACUGGGAGUGUAGCGCGCUGGAAUGCGCAUACCAUAUCAUGCUAUACUGGUUCCUUGUACUGAGCGAGAACUGCGGUUUAUCAAGCUUUCUGUCCAGUGUGUGCGGGUGCGGCUGCAAACCCCUAACAAAUGGUGUGGGCGGGAAACUUUCAAGCAGCCUCAGGGUAGGCACGAUGACGUUGGCUGUUGAACAGUGCGUGCUGGGUACCUUUAUGUACGAUUGUGGCGGACCGCAUCGGACCAUCAGAUCGGACUGUGGAGGACCCUGCUUUGCGAACACAUCGCAAGAGAUGGUGAAGCGAAGUCCUUUUAUUUCGCCGAUGUGAUGGAUGGUCAGUGCAGCACUCCGGAACCUGGCUGGGGAGGGGUCGCCUCUGUAUAUAAUACUCAGGCCUGUCAUUACGUCAUUUACGUGGCACCCACGACUUAGGACAUUGCCGUAUCAGGGUCAGGAAUCUGUUACAGCAGACCUCUCUAUUAUAUAUUGGCAGCAGGGAGCCACGGGGAGGUCCCGGCAUUAGAGGCCCUGGCUGCCCCUGAUGUCUACUGCCGCAAGUACCGUACGUAUGGGCAGGGCGGCAGGCCUCUGGCUCCUGGCUCUAAGGACGGAAUAGCUGUUUAGGCUGUUACGACCC
Messenger RNA from Chlamydomonas reinhardtii, 4766 nucleotides. RefSeq lists its product as uncharacterized. The record is from RefSeq and is a predicted model, not a curated record. The transcript is spliced from 13 exons. NCBI's taxonomy places the organism in Eukaryota, Viridiplantae, Chlorophyta, Chlorophyceae, Chlamydomonadales, Chlamydomonadaceae. The coding region runs from base 239 to 3547 and encodes 1102 amino acids.